GGCAGAGGAGGCCCUCCGCAAUGGCUUUACAAACCCACCCAUGCUGAGCAUGGAGGACGCCGCCUCGAUAUCAAAUGGGAUACGAAUAGCACUUUCUCCAGUUGCCAUAACGACUGUGGGAGAGGCGUCAACAACAUCCUACGGGGCUCAGCGGAGAGAGCUCCGUCUCUCCUAUGAGAGACGGACGUGUGUCUUAACGUUAUGGGGAGACAAGGCCAUCAAUUUUAGCCUCAGAAACGAUGUACUCUACACAAUAAAAUGCAUCGUCCCCACACACGACUUUAACCAUCAACGCUGUUACAAUUCCACACCGGACACCACCUUUGAAAUCAUUGUAGAAGCCCACGAAGUUCAGGACUUCGAAGGAGUGGUAGAGAGCGUAUCUUUUGAAAGCAAUUUGAUCGAAGUAAAUGGGGUUCUGCUCACAACUACUAACGAGCAGUUGAAGUACCUCUUUCCCAAAAACUGCUAUAAAAGUAUUAAUGUGAAGGGAAAGAGAUGCAUGUCGGAAGUGAGCGAGAUAGACUUUGCGAAGAAAUCGAAGAAAGAUUAG
Molecule: messenger RNA, 553 nt
Organism: Magallana angulata
Lineage: Eukaryota; Metazoa; Mollusca; Bivalvia; Ostreida; Ostreidae
Exons: 5
Coding region: 41-553 (170 amino acids)
Source: RefSeq, a predicted model, not a curated record